AUGUGCUAUAAUUGUGUGCGCAGUUUUGGUGGGGUGACUCUGAUACACAGAAAAAGAUACAUUGGUAGUCUCGGGAGAGAUUGUACCCCAAAGAAUGAAGGUGGUAUGGGAUUUAAAGAUUUACACCUUUUCAAUUUGGCUAUGCUUGCCAAACAGGGGUGGAUGAUACUUAAAAAUCCAACAUCACUUAUUGCUCAAAUUUAUAAGGCUUUGUACUUUCCAGAAGGCUCGUUUUGGGAUGCAGAGCUACGUCAGCAGCCGUCCUUUCCAUGGCGCAGUAUUGUUGAAGCGCAUUCAGUUUUACAGGUUGGUACAAGAUGGAUGGUUGAGCUUAUUGACCACGAGACAACUGCAUGGAAUGAUAGAUUAAUUGAUGAGCUCUUCUCUCCUUCAGAAGCUCUCCUUAUUAAAUCUAUUCCUAUAAGUAGUCAUCUUCCGAGAGAUAAAGUGGCCUGGCAUCCACAUAAGAGAGGAAUUUUCACCACAAAUUCAGCAUAUUAUGUAGCUCGAGACAUUGCCUAUAAUAGAGUUAAUUAUCCCCCUCCGGUGGAUGAGUUCCAAACUUUAUGGAAAACAAUCUGGAAGGCUGAAGUUCCCAAGAAAGUUGCGGUUGGAGUUUGGAGAGCUUGCCAGAACAUUCUUCCGACUCGAGAAACAUUAUUAACAAAGGGAUAUGAGGGUGAAACUGGGUGUUUGUUGUGUGAUUGUCCUUUGGAAUCAGUAGGGCAUGUCCUAGUAGAUUGUCAGAUAGCUCGGGCAUUGUUGGGUGAGGUUUCUCUCCAAAUCACUUGUCCUGUGACACCAGUAUUCAUCUUCAAGGAGUGGAUGUUGGAAUGUGUUAACCGAGUAUCAUUGGAGCAAUUUGAGAAGUUCAUGAUGUUCUUAUGGGCCUUGUGGACUAAUAGAAAUGCGGCUUUGUGGGAGGAGAAACCACGAUUGCCAGCAGAUAUAGCGAUUGCCACGGUGGGAUGGUUCAAUCAAUACAAACUUGUACACGCUUCGUCUAUUCCAGGAGUGAAGGUGAUUCAAAGGUGGACUAGUCCGGCUAAGCGUGUUUUGAAAUGCAAUAUUGAUGGGAGCUAUAGUUAUCAUCAAAGGAAAGGUGGAGUAGGAUGUGUCCUUCGUGAUCAUAAGGGAGACUUUCGGGCUGCUUUGAUGAAGAUGGUACAUAAUGCCAAUUCCGCGUUCCAGGUUGAGCUUUUGGCCUUAAAAACUGCAGUCCAAUUCGCUAUAUCACUGCACCAUGAACAGGUACAGUUUGAAUCUGAUUGUUUACAACUGGUCCAAACUAUCAAUGCGGAAGAUGAAGAUGCUUCGAUAUGUGGUCAUGUUGUAGAUGAAGUCAGAGCAAUGUUUAGCAAUUAUCCUAUGUUUUCUCUAACUCAUGUUAAGUGUCAAGCAAACAAUGUGUCUCAUAAUCUUGCUUGUGCGGCUCUUCAUUCAGAGCUCUCUCAUUCUUGGUUCUUGUAUGCUCCCUGUUAA
Molecule: messenger RNA, 1482 nt
Organism: Rosa rugosa (rugosa rose)
Lineage: Eukaryota; Viridiplantae; Streptophyta; Magnoliopsida; Rosales; Rosaceae
Exons: 2
Coding region: 1-1482 (493 amino acids)
Molecular function (GO): RNA-DNA hybrid ribonuclease activity; nucleic acid binding
Source: RefSeq, a predicted model, not a curated record